GUUUAACAAAAUAAUAUGUCUUUGGCAGGAAAGAGACCAGAUUCUCCCUCCAGUAGGAAGAGAUUCUGCGAUAGCAGGAAGAGUCCUUCAGGGAAACCGGAACCAGAGACUCCCAAACCAGCAAGACGACACCACUGUUCCCAUUGUGGAAAGAGUUUUACUAAGUUACGGAACCUAAAAGAGCAUGAGAGGACACACACGGGUGAAAAGCCUUUCCAAUGUUCCCAGUGUGGAAAGAGUUUUACCGUGUUAGUUAACAUGAAAAGGCAUGAGAGAAUACACACAGGAGAAAAGCCUUACCAAUGUUCUCAGUGUGGAAAGAGUUUUACCUUGUUAGUUAACAUGAAAAGACAUGAGAGAAUACACACAGGAGAAAAGCCUUACCAAUGUUCUCAGUGUGGCAAGAGUUUCACCCAGUUAGGGAGCCUGAAAAUACAUAACAAAAUACACUCUGGAAAGAAGUCUUACCACUGCUCCCAAUGUGGAAAGACUUUUAAACAGUUAAAGCACCUGAAAUCACAUGAAAGAACACAUUCAGGAGAGAAGCCUUUUCACUGUUCUCAUUGUGGAAAGACAUUUUCCCAGUCAGAGGACCUGAAAUCACAUGAGAGAAUAGAGAGGCUGUGUUCCGACUUAUGUUUCUGACUGGGAAUUUGUGUUUUUGUUUAUGCAACUUGAAGUCAUAUUGUUUAUAUGAACCCUUACUCACAAAUAAAUCAUUGUUUUUAUGAACCCUUACUCAAAAAUAUAAACCAAAUUGGUUAUAUGAAACCCCACUAACAUACAGUUGAAGUUUGAAGUUUACAUACACUUUACCUUCUCGGUCACCCAGG
Molecule: messenger RNA, 833 nt
Organism: Salvelinus sp. IW2-2015
Lineage: Eukaryota; Metazoa; Chordata; Actinopteri; Salmoniformes; Salmonidae
Product: gastrula zinc finger protein XlCGF7.1-like
Biological process (GO): regulation of transcription by RNA polymerase II
Molecular function (GO): RNA polymerase II cis-regulatory region sequence-specific DNA binding; DNA-binding transcription factor activity, RNA polymerase II-specific
Source: RefSeq, a predicted model, not a curated record